Messenger RNA from Meleagris gallopavo (turkey), 1951 nucleotides. The record is from RefSeq and is a predicted model, not a curated record. NCBI's taxonomy places the organism in Eukaryota, Metazoa, Chordata, Aves, Galliformes, Phasianidae.
CCAUGUAUGUGUGGGAGAGACUGUAGCCCUAAUACUGCACCGCUGAGUUUUGCAUGGCCCUGGGUCCCCUGACACACUGGAUUUUUAAAGGCAUGGUGAUGACAGGGAGCCUCAGUCCUGGGAGUCCUUAGUGCUGUGAAGUUUUGUCUGGGUGACAUCUCCUGCUUGCUCUGCAAACGGAGGAGCAGCUGAGCACUUGGUGGUGCAUACUGCCUGCGUUGUGUCAUUUAAAGGAAGAAAGAAAGAAAGAAAGAAAACGUGCCGGCGCUGCUUCAAAUCUCAAACUGUGUACCAGAAGCUUAAAAGGAAAUGCAGAAGAAUGCCUAAAAAGACUAUGAGAAGACACAGAAACGAAGUUACAAUUGAAUUGCGGAAGAACAAAAGAGAUGAACAUCUUUUGAAAAAACGAAACGUUCCCCAAGAAGAAAGUUUAGAAGAUUCUGAUGUUGAUGCUGACUUCAAAGCACAAAAUGUAACACUAGAAGCUAUACUGCAGAAUGCCACAAGUGACAACCCAGUGAUCCAGCUGAGUGCUGUUCAAGCUGCAAGAAAACUCCUAUCCAGUGACAGAAAUCCACCUAUUGAUGACUUAAUAAAAUCUGGAAUUUUGCCAAUUCUGGUAAAAUGCUUAGAAAGGGAUGAUAAUCCUUCAUUACAAUUUGAAGCUGCAUGGGCGUUGACUAACAUAGCAUCAGGCACUUCUGCACAAACUCAAGCUGUUGUACAGUCUAAUGCAGUACCCCUCUUUUUGAGACUACUCCAUUCUCCGCACCAGAACGUUUGUGAGCAGGCUGUCUGGGCUCUGGGAAAUAUUAUCGGUGAUGGUCCUCAGUGUAGAGAUUAUGUCAUAUCACUGGGAGUUGUCAAACCUCUUCUGUCCUUCAUCAAUCCCUCCAUUCCCAUCACCUUCCUUCGGAACGUCACAUGGGUCAUUGUAAAUCUCUGCAGGAAUAAGGACCCCCCACCGCCUAUGGAGACAGUUCAGGAGAUUUUGCCAGCAUUGUGUGUUCUCAUUUACCAUACAGAUAUAAACAUUCUUGUGGACACCGUUUGGGCUUUGUCCUACUUAACAGACGGUGGCAACGAGCAGAUACAGAUGGUGAUUGAUUCAGGAGUCGUACCUUUUCUAGUUCCCCUUCUGAGUCAUCAGGAGGUCAAAGUUCAGACAGCAGCACUGAGAGCAGUAGGCAACAUAGUGACUGGUACUGAUGAACAGACACAAGUUGUUCUCAACUGUGAUGUUUUGUCUUACUUCCCAAACCUCCUGACACAUCCAAAAGAGAAGAUAAACAAGGAAGCAGUUUGGUUCCUUUCCAAUAUCACAGCAGGAAACCAGCAACAAGUUCAGGCUGUAAUAGAUGCUGGGCUAAUCCCUAUGAUCAUACACCAGCUGGCUAAGGGUGACUUUGGAACACAGAAGGAAGCUGCUUGGGCAAUUAGCAACUUGACAAUAAGUGGGAGAAAAGAUCAGGUUGAAUACCUUGUACAGCAAAAUGUAAUCCCACCAUUCUGCAAUCUACUCUCAGUAAAGGAUUCUCAAGUGGUACAGGUGGUGCUGGAUGGUCUGAAAAACAUCCUGAUAAUGGCUGGUGAUGAGGCUAGCACAAUAGCUGAAAUUAUAGAGGAGUGUGGAGGGUUAGAGAAAAUUGAAGCCUUGCAACAACAUGAGAAUGAAGACAUUUAUAAACUAGCGUUUGAAAUCAUAGAUCAGUAUUUCUCUGGUGAUGAUGUAAGUAUGCUAAAGAUGGAAAAGUGUAUGCACUGUGCUGUUAGUGCUCCGUUAGUAAGUACAUUGUUCUUGGUGAUCUGUUCCAGUUGUUGUGAACAUAGCACGUCUGGGAGGUCAAGCUUCCUGUUCCCUUUUCAGUGCUCCUUCCCUGAAUUGAAAGUCUUUGAAGAAUUUCUCAAUUCCAGGAAUUUUCUUCAGCAAUACUAAGAUGACUGAUCUCAU